Theileria parva strain Muguga is the source of this 797-nucleotide messenger RNA. RefSeq names its product Prefoldin subunit family protein (gene VBP1). Gene Ontology annotation, cellular component: prefoldin complex; cytoplasm. The record is from RefSeq and is a predicted model, not a curated record. Gene Ontology annotation, molecular function: tubulin binding. NCBI's taxonomy places the organism in Eukaryota, Apicomplexa, Aconoidasida, Piroplasmida, Theileriidae. The coding region runs from base 25 to 591 and encodes 188 amino acids. Gene Ontology annotation, biological process: tubulin complex assembly; microtubule-based process; protein folding. The transcript is spliced from 6 exons.
UUUUAAGUAUUUAACUCUGGAAAAAUGAGUUAUUUGGAGUUUAUAUCGACGAACGAGAGCAAGUCAAACGUCCCCGAGGCUAAAUUCAUCGACUGUAUGGAGAAGUUCGUAGGGGAGCGUAACUCUGCGGAGCUAACUCAAGUCGCAAAAGAGCUUUUAGCCAAAUACCGUUUCAUGGAGAAAAACAGCACUGCCAAGAUGGGAUUAAUCAAGGACAAGCUACCCGAACUCAAAGACGCCAUUUAUACACUCGAAAAACUCAAGAAAAAGAAGGAAUCUGGUGACAAGUCUGACGUUAUUACAUACUUUAAGAUUUCUGACACUUUAUACUCUGAAGCCAGGAUCCCAUAUACCGAAUCAGCCUUCCUGUGGCUCGGCGCGAAUACUAUGGUGGAGUAUCCGAUUGAUGAUGCUAUUAAAUUACUUACUGAUCAACACAACGGAAUCGAACAACUAAUACAAGAAAUGGAUGUUGAGCUUGACUGGAUAAAGCGUCAGAUAACUUGCACUGAGAUAACAGUGGCCAGAUUACACAACUUCACAGUAAUGAGGAACGCAGCCAACCAGCAAAAGCCAGAGCCUGUAAACUAACACAUAUUUAUCGACCCCAAACUGAGAUUCACGCCUAUUUACCAGGGAUUCAAGCCUAUUUACCAGGGAUUCAAGCCUAUUUACCAGGGAUUCACGCCUAUUUACCAGGGAAUCACAUCUAUUUACCAGGGAAUCACAUCUAUUUACUAGGAAUUUAAUCCUAUUUACUAGUGAAUAAAGAUAAUUUACUAGUGAAUAAUGAUAAU